Symbiodinium natans is the source of this 1074-nucleotide messenger RNA. The record is from the annotation of a GenBank genome assembly. NCBI's taxonomy places the organism in Eukaryota, Dinophyceae, Suessiales, Symbiodiniaceae.
AUGAUUCGCACGUUGCUUCUGCUGUCGCUGGCAGGCUUGACUGCGUCGCAGACAUGCUGGGCUGGCAUCCCGUCCGGUCUGACCUCCACUCCGGGAAUGUUGGUAAAGACCAUGGGCACCGAUACUACAGCAUGCCCGACCACGACGACGACUACGACCACCACGACAACAACCACGACUACCACCACCACCACCACGACCACGACCACGACCACGACCACGACCACGACCACGACCACGACCACUACCACCACGACGACCACAACGACGACGACGACCACCACCACCACUACCACCACCAGCACCACCACCACCACCACCUCUACCACCACAACCACCACGACCACCACGACCACCACCACCACAACCACCACCACCACAACCUCGGCGCCCACCUGUGAUCCCACUUUCAGUUUGCGCAUGUCUGGCACGGACAAGUUCAGCGGCUUGGACCGCGCGGCCAGCUCAGGUUGCAACAGCCUGGGCUACGGAUCAACCUGCAACGUGACCUUCACUGCACAGACCAGCGGAGUGGCCAAGUGCGUUGCAGCCGGCACCUACACCUUCUACUGCCCGGAUGCGGCUGGCUUGUCAACCGAAUUGUUGGCCCAGGAGGCCUACCUACAGUGCAAGGUGUGCGGAGCGACCUUCACAGAUACCGACGAGAGUACAGGGAGCUAUGCGGGUGUGGUCUACUGGGGACCGAACAUGCUCAAUGGCGUUGUGGAUGAGAGCUUUGUGGACUACUAUGCCAUCGUCCCAGUGGACGAUUGCGGCAUCCCUCAAUCAAACCUCCUGGGAUGGGUUGGGAAGAAGACCCCCGCCGCCACGUGCUGCGACAACAUGAAGUAUUCCGCCACCAUUACCCUGAGCGGCUACAGCAAGAUCAUGGUAGCCCCCGGUUCCUACCCCUCCACCAUGAACUUCCUAAAUGACGGUGUGGUGAUUGAUCUGGUAGACGCCACGACAACCACCACAACUUCCGGCGGCAUGGGUGGCGGCAUCAGCGGCGCCUCAGCCAUGCAGAUGGCCCCAAUAACCUUGCUAGUUGGGCAGCUUGCGGUCUUCAACUGA